This is a messenger RNA of Effrenium voratum, 2965 nucleotides long. The record is from the annotation of a GenBank genome assembly. NCBI's taxonomy places the organism in Eukaryota, Dinophyceae, Suessiales, Symbiodiniaceae.
GAUCUGAGACGAGUCGUUUUUCUGGGCUCAAUGGGCUGCUGCAGUAGUGCGCAGGUGGAGAAGGACCCAGAGGAAGAUGAUCGGCUGACGGCAUCUGAGCCGAAACAAUUUGGGCCAGCACCAGACCGCGGCUGCACGGAUUUGUGGUGUUUGGCCGUGCUGCUGGCAGCAUGGCUGGCCUGGUUUGUGGUCACCAUCAUGGGGGUGACGGAUGGCAACUUGGAGAGGUUGUAUCAGCCUCGGGACUACCAGGGCGCUUAUUGCAAUCUUGAGACAAAUUGGAACGGCGGGCCGAACUUGCUUGGCUACACCAAGCAGAGCUUCACCAUGAACGUGAGCGCCGUGACGGAUGUCAUUGUGAAGCAGAUGAUGUGCUCUACUGCGGCCUCGCAGGUCCUGACACAGACAGUAUCAGGCAACUCGCCUUUGCUGGGCAAUUUGGACCAGCAGGACUACCUCUGCUCUUGUUGUCUGAUCCCCUGCGACAAGUGCUCUGGCUCGCUGCAGGUGGGUGGAGACUUGGCCAAUGUGGCGGACAUCGCCAGCGUGAUCACUGCGAAGCUCACGGAGCUAAGGGGCAAGGUCAGCCCAGACAACCUCUUCUCCCCGUCUGGUGCCAAUGGUGAGGUCUUCUCAGAGAUGUGGAGCGAGGCCAACCUCUACUUCAACGAGGUGUGCCUUACCAGCUGCAGCGCAGACUUUGCGAGCGUGAAUGGCUCUGCGACUCCCCGGGAGUACAUCUACGACAUGGUGCCCGACAGCGAUUUGAAGCUCGCCUUCGACACCAUCAAGAGCUACUCAGGCUCCCGUGCGGACGUGACCGCCAUCCGGACCGUGAUCAGCGACAGCUUCAAGUUCGAGGCCCUGCCGCUCAGCGUGUGCCCCUACAGCGCCAAGCGCUGCGUGCCCAUGCCGGGCGUGGAGUUCCAGGAGCUGACGUCGAACUACUGCACCUUCUCCAUGACGGCAGAUGUGGUGAACACCCUGGGCUCGGCCUUCAGUGCCACCUUUGAAUCUCUUGGGAUGAACGCCUUGGGGAACUCGAUGAUGGACACCGUGGGCACCUGGAUCGGGGACUUCCAAUCCUCCUUGGAUGCCUUCGUGCUGGUCUUGCUCGUCUCCUUCCUCAUCGGAUUCAUCUACAUGGUGGCCCUGAGGUUUUUGGUGGGCGUGUGCGUGUGGAUCUCGGUCUGCCUUUUCUUCGUGAUCCUGGUCCUGGGCGGGGCAAUGUCCUUCAUCUCCUCCUCGCGCUGCUCAGGGGUCGGCAUUUUUGAGACUGGGCAGCAGCUGGUGGUGGGGGCUGCGACCACGGUCUCUGUGGCAGCGCAGAAUGCGAUCGACCAGACAAUCCCCGCCAGCGAGGUGCUGUCUGGUGUGCGGGACUCCAACUACACAGGAGUCCAGCGCUACACCCAGAUGGGGUGGCUUUGUGCGGACUGGGGUGCGGCAACCAACGCGGAUCCCUCCUACAACAGCACCAACUACCCAGACUCCAACCUGGUGAAGAACUACUGUCGCAAUCCCUUCAAGGACGCGGACAGGCACAAGGCCAGGACCAUUUGGUGCUUCACGCAGGAUACGGAGGUCCGCUGGCAGGAGUGUUCGCCCAUCGGCGUGAUCAAGCCCAUUUGCGAGCACGGGUACGACAUCCAGAGCGAGGAGCUGCGAGUGGUGCUUGAGAUUGUGGCCUACAUCCUGUGGGUCCUGGCCCUUAUCUACUGCAUUGCAGUUUGCUGCCUCACUGACAGGAUCCGCUUGGCCAUCGCGGUGAACAAGGUGGCCUCGGUCUUUGUGGUGCACACCCCCCGGAUCCUGGUGCUGCCGGUGGUGCAGUCCCUGCUGGCGGGGAUUUGGACUCUGGUCUGGGGCAUCUCUGCCGCGUUCCUGCUCUCCCAGGUGCCUAGCGGCUACGUCCCCUCCGGUGCCUACCUGACCUACGCUGAGGCCUAUGGUAGCGCCACAGUGCCAGGCGCCUGCACCGACAAGUGGCCCACCGGCAGCGUGUGGAAGGACGAGGAGAACUGCCCGCUGGUGAACGGGACUGCUGCCUGCUGGAAGUGUUCUCCCCCGCGCUACUCCUUCGACUGGCGGUUCUGGGUCUCCUUCUUCAACUUCUUGUGGAACAGCGCCCUGAACAUCGCCGUGGGCCAGUGCAUCAUCGCGGGGGCCGUAUGUGUUUGGUUCUUUACCCCGAACGGCGAGAAGGGGACACGGCCCGCGAUCAGAAGCUCGUUGUACAACGUCUUCCGCUUCCACAUGGGUUCACUGGCCUUUGGCGCCUUCAUCAUCGCGGUGGUCCAGCUUGUUAGGUACAUGCUAAAGUAUUACGAGAAGCAGGCAAAGGCGCAGAAGAAUCGCGUCCUGGUGAUGAUCCUGCGUGCGCUGCAGUGCCUGGUUUGGUGCUUCGAGAAGUGCUUGAAGUUUCUCAACAAGAACGCCUACAUCCAGAUCGCGCUGAUGGGCACCAACUUCUGCACCUCUGCCAGGAAGGCCUUCUUUCUGAUCAUGCGCAACGCCCUCCGCUUCGGCACCGUGGCCAUCCUCGGGAGCAUGAUCCACAUGAUCGGCAUCCUCGCGAUGACGGCGGGCACGGUGGUGAUGGGCUACUUCAUCCUCUCGGGUCUGCACCCGAACAUGGCGCCGGCGGUGCCCAUCCUGAUCUACGUGAUGUUGGGCUACAUCGUGGCCAAGCUCUUCACCAGUAUCUUUGAGCUGGCGGUAGACACAACCCUGCAGUGCUUCCUCUGCUGCGAGGAGCUGAACAUCGCGGAGAUCGGGGACGAGGGCUUCGUGCCGUCCUCGCUGGCGCCGUGGCUGGACCAGUCCCAGGCUCCGGAGAAGGCCUCCGCGCAGAAGGUCCAGGAGGACGAGGCCGCGCUGAACAAGCAGUGAAAAGCGGUGAAGCGGAAAGGGAAUCCGCCGAUGGCCGGCUUUUGCCCCGAAGCAAAAGACAGGGGGGGGAGGA